This is a messenger RNA of Mauremys mutica (yellowpond turtle), 4158 nucleotides long. It is a transcript of the gene SERPINH1, whose product is annotated as serpin family H member 1. Gene Ontology annotation, molecular function: collagen binding; serine-type endopeptidase inhibitor activity. NCBI's taxonomy places the organism in Eukaryota, Metazoa, Chordata, Testudines, Geoemydidae. Gene Ontology annotation, cellular component: endoplasmic reticulum. Gene Ontology annotation, biological process: negative regulation of endopeptidase activity; collagen fibril organization. The transcript is spliced from 5 exons. The record is from RefSeq and is a predicted model, not a curated record. The coding region runs from base 548 to 1765 and encodes 405 amino acids.
CCUGCAAGAUGACUCCCACCCCAGAUAGACCUGCCACGCUGGCACAAGGAUCUGCCUGCAUGCAUCUCAUUGCAGACUGGGACCCGGGGGAGUGCAGGGUGUGGGUGGAAGCUAUGAAGCAUGAGCUCCUAGAGAAUCAGCCGCGGCACUAAAUUAUAACACACAGGCCAAUGCUGUUGUCUCACUAACACAACCCCUUCACAUAAUUCAAGGGUAGGAGAUGUUGCUCAGAACAGAGUGGAACUUACAGGCUGAGACCUGUUGUUACUGUGCACUUCCAUCGUCCUUGGGGAGACCUAGACAUUUGUCGAUUCAACCCUUCUGUGGGCAAAGUUUGGGCACAGCGGCUUCCUGGAUGGUGGCUAGAUUUCAUUGCUCUCUGAAGUAAUGGAACUGUCCUAAAGAUCUAGCACGUGCUUUAAACCAGGCACCAUUCUCAAGGGAACUACUUUCUGUAUCUGUUUUCUUUCAGAAUGAAAAAGGCAAACGUUGACCUCACUAUGAAAAAGUUUCAAGAUUCACAGCAGCAUCACGUUCAGUGGAAGCCAUGUGGGUGACCAACCUCCUGGCCCUCUGUGCCCUAGCGGCCGCAGUGCCCUCGGAAGAUAAGAAGCUGAGCGAUAAGGCAACUGCCUUAGCUGACCGCAGCACAACUCUCGCCUUCAACCUCUACCACACGAUGGCUAAAGACAAGAACAUGGAGAACAUCCUCGUGUCUCCCGUGGUGGUGGCCUCCUCGCUCGGCCUGGUGUCACUCGGUGGCAAGGCCACCACAGCCUCCCAAGCCAAGGCCGUGCUCAGCGCCGACAAGCUGAACGACGACUACGUUCACGGCGGGCUUUCGGAGCUCCUGAACGAGGUCAGCAACUCCACCGCCCGCAACGUCACCUGGAAGCUCGGGAACCGCUUGUAUGGCCCCAGCUCCAUCAGCUUUGCUGAUGAUUUUGUGAAGAGCAGCAAGAAGCACUACAACUACGAACACUCCAAGAUCAACUUCAGGGACAAGAGGAGCGCCCUGAAAUCCAUCAACGAGUGGGCAUCCCAGACCACCGAUGGCAAGCUCCCCGAGGUCACCAAAAACGUGGAGAAGACCGACGGGGCCCUGAUUGUGAACGCCAUGUUCUUCAAGCCUCACUGGGAUGAGAGGUUCCAUCACAAGAUGGUGGACAACCGUGGCUUUAUGGUGACCCGUUCCUACACAGUGGGAGUUCCCAUGAUGCACCGCACAGGUCUGUACAACUACUUUGAUGAUGAGGCUGAGAAACUUCAGAUUGUGGAGAUGCCUCUCGCUCACAAACUCUCCAGCAUGAUCUUCAUCAUGCCCAACCAUGUGGAGCCACUGGAGAGGGUUGAGAAGCUGCUGACCAGAGAGCAACUGAAAACUUGGAUCGGCAAGUUGAAGAAGAGAGCCGUGGCCAUUUCCCUGCCGAAAGUCAGCUUGGAAGUCAGCCACGAUCUUCAGAAACACUUAGCGGACCUUGGCUUGACUGAAGCAAUGGACAAGAACAAGGCUGACCUGUCCAAGAUUUCAGGCAAGAAAGAUCUCUACCUUUCCAACGUCUUCCAUGCCGCGGCCCUCGAGUGGGACACCGAGGGGAACCCCUUUGAUGCCGACAUCUACGGCCGAGAAGAAAUGAGGAACCCGAAACUCUUCUACGCCGAUCACCCAUUCGUCUUUGUGAUCAAGGACAAUAAAACCAACUCCAUUCUUUUCAUUGGCAGGCUAGUGAGGCCCAAAGGGGACAAAAUGCGCGAUGAAUUGUAGUUUGAAGUUUCAGGUUUUGGUGGGGAUUUUUUAAAUGGGGAAAUGUUCUUUUGUGUUCUCUACGACCUGAUGGGUGCUCGCCGGACCAGAGUGCAUUUUGAUGUUAAAGCCAGCAUACCCUUUACCUCGCCAGAAUAUUCCACCGAAAGAAAAUUCGUGGGAGGAACAGGGAAGGUGGGAGGGAGAGGGGUGAAAGGGCCAGGAACAAUGGGAGGGACCAGUUCACUGGGAUUUUGUUCCCAAUCAGUGGCAUAUCUGCUGAGAUUUUAGGUUACUGUCUGUGUCUUCCUCCUCCUUCCUGCAUAGAAUAAAUCCUUCUGCCAAGCACGAUGGCACCAUCUGCCAGGAUGCAAACUGUCAGCCGAGGCCACAGUAAAGGUACCAGCCCACACACUUGCAUCACCGUCUCUGUUGUGCCCUUUGUUCUAGAUACACGGAGUGCUGCUUCCCCAUCCCUUUUCCCUGACAGCUUCCUUCAGCUUUGUGCUUAGGGGACAGCUUGCCUCCCACACAUCCACUGUCCCUGGUUCCUUGCACUGGGGGGUUUCUUGGCUGAGCUGGAAGCCAGGGGGUUGGUCCCUUUAUCUGUUCCCUCCUUGAAGUUCUUCUGCCUGCAUCUUGCUUGGUAAAGGGAGGGGCAGGGACUGAGCGUGCUCCCGCUUACAGCGACUGACAGCAAUGGGGGCACCCCUGACAGAUGCAGGUGUAAGGGAGAGGAGAAGUGAACCCCCAGGAGUUAGUGUAACCAUUUUGGUUACUUUAGAGGGGGAAACAGACUGUAACCACCAGCCAUACAGAUGCUGUGGCCCACAUACAAACAUAGAUACAAGUAGAAUUUUCCCUGUACCUUCUAAACCACUUAGCCAUGUUCUGAAAUGUGCAAUAUCUCCCCAGCUACUUCCACUUGAACACAGACUAAUAUCCCUGCCUUACCCAUGGACAGCUGAAAUCUUGCAAAAAUCUGCUUCUUUGGGAAUACUCUAGUUUAAAAAAAAAACCCAACACCUUAAAUCUCACAGCACUGAGGUGUCUCAGCAAAGGGGCCAAGGCCAGAAUGGGCCAUAGAGAUUAAAAGACCCUUUUUCAGGUGGUCCCUUCAGCAGAGAGGUGAGGUGCAGCUGGGGGAGGGGUGAUUUGCUCUGCAGCUAGCUGUGCUCUACCUGCUCUGGGGCUCAAGAGGAUUUCAGGCUAGGGAGCUACCGAGCAGACAACUCUCCCCAGCACUGGGCCUGCCAUCGAAAGGUUUCAUUAACCCCUUAGAAGGGAGAGGAGGAAGUUCACAUCCCUUGGUGCUUUUGUUUCAGUCUGUCAGGACAGACUGGGCAAGAAACAGUUUACAUUGUGAAGGUUCUCUCUGCAACUAGAAAGUUAGAGCCCAAACCAUCUCCCAAGGGGAAGAUUCCCGCUGACACCUCUCUAAGCCUUUAGAUCUUCCAUAGCCUGGCUUCCUAAUGACCCUUUCUACACAAUCAUCUUCCCAAGAGGGUUCAAUCCCCAGUGGCUGAACCUGCAUAAGGCACAUAGGGUAACACUUGUAUUUAUAGCUAUGUAUUUAUGCGUGAGAAGUGGCAAAUCUCAUGAUCCAAUUCCAGCCUAGAGUUGAUGGAUGAAAGUGAAUUUUUCCCCAAGGGACAUUUAUCAGGUUGAAGCUUGUAUUUAAAAAAAAUAAAUGGUCCUGACCUUACAGAUUCCUAAGUAUGUGUUUAAUGUUUCUUACACACACAAUGUCACGGCAAAACUAGAACAAAAGGUUAGAUAAUCGUUUUUCAGUUUAAUCUACUUUCCAUGUCACUGAUGCUGAUUGCAAUCAGGGUAGACAGUGAAACUGGACUGGUUACAGUUACUUUGUCUGUUUCACUUUCACCUUCUUGAGUACAAGCCCAAUCCUGCAGCAUCUGGAUUUUAGAGGCUGACAGAGGUUGAAUUGGUAAAUUGACUUCCACAAUAGUUUAAGUUGAUCUGAAUUUUGUGUAUAUACCUAAAUCUAGGGGCCAAAAUGUGACCUGAUCUUGUCUCUUAGUAGAUGAAGUUACAAAAGUACAGUGAAGUGUAUGUGCCAAAAUCCCAUACAGGUCAGCCCAGCGGGCAAUGCUGUCCUUAACACCUCCAGUUAAAGCUCUGACAAGCAUCGCCAACGGAGUGGUGGUGGUGGGGGCACAGGCAUGUAUCAGAGUGCACAAAAUACUGCCUGAGCAUGCACACUGCAAAUCUGUGCACUGAAACCCAUGUCUGUUGCACAUUUAUACAGGAUAGGGUGGGUGGGAGUGUGGAGAACACACUGGGAGAGUCAAUUUGCAUCAUGUGAAUGGAAGUGUCUGCUUUUUUUUCCUGUUUUGAAUUCUUGUACCACAAAACUGAGUUGUAUAAUUUUGCAAUAAAACUUUUUCAAUUAA